Molecule: messenger RNA, 2332 nt
Organism: Acipenser ruthenus (sterlet)
Lineage: Eukaryota; Metazoa; Chordata; Actinopteri; Acipenseriformes; Acipenseridae
Product: transmembrane protein 107-like
Exons: 4
Coding region: 257-481 (74 amino acids)
Biological process (GO): protein localization to ciliary transition zone; non-motile cilium assembly
Cellular component (GO): MKS complex
Source: RefSeq, a predicted model, not a curated record
GAAGGGUGGAUUACGUCACCAGGGUGUGAGCUCUCGCGAGAAACGAGAGGGUUCGGUUGGGUUGCUGUGGGCAACGCGCGAUUUGAGCGGCGCUCGGACAAAUACACACAAACAGCGAGAUUAUUUUAAUUACGAUUAUAAACUUUAAAAAGAUUGUGUUCGCUUUUUUUUUAUUUUAUUUUUUUUAUUUCAGUUUUAUAACCUUAAUCCGUCUCGUCUUUAGCUGGGCUAGUUGUCCCCGAGGACUUUUCGGACAAUGACCGCGAUUAGCAGCCUGGUCCCGGCCCGCUUUCUCACGCUGACCGCUCACCUGGUCAUCGUCAUCACGAUCUUCUGGUCCCGGGACAGCAACGUGCUUGCGUGCUUGCCUCUGCAGUACACACAGGAGCAGUACCAGGCCAGGGAUACUGACGCUCUUCCAGCGGCGACGGAGAUCGUGAUUUUCAUCGCAGUGUUUGGCCUCAAAAAAAAAGCACUCUGACCUGGAGUUUAGAAUCAACACAUUGCAGUAAACUCGGCACGGCACGGAUCAGCACGGCACAGAUCAGCACCUGCUUUUCAUCUCCAUUUCCACUGCUGUGCUUUUACUGUGGGGGUGUCUGUAGGGCCCUUCCUUCUAUAUAUAUAUAUAUAUAGGUUUGACAGGAGGCAGAACUGCAGUGUACAGACAUGUACACACAAGGGUUCAAUGAUCAGAAAACACAUUUAUUAUUUCAGGACGUUUCCGACAAAAGCCAGCAGCACUAAACACGUUUACUCUCCCUUUACAUAUACAUUUAAAUGUAUAUAUUGUGUAUUAAGUUAACUUUUUAUACUAUAUAUAUAUAUAUGUAUAUAUAGCAUGUGUUUUUUCGGUUUAUAUAUAUUGCUGUAUUUUUUCAACUGAAAUUAUUAUGUUUUUUUUGUUUUGUUUUUUUUAUGGAGAAAAUAAUAAAAAUAAUAAUCUCUAUAAUUUCCCCUGCGCAUUGCUCUGGUGUGUGUUUUUAUAUACACUGGACACUAUGGGUCGCUCCUAAUAGCUGGCUGGUCCAGCAGCUGACCUCAGAAGCUGGUAGCGGUCCGCCAAUCUUAUGCAGGGUCGCUACCUGUCCCUGCUUUCCGUGGAUCGUCCCGGUUUUGAGAAAGGUGUCGCGGGGAAUUCGAUCUGCUUCCUGGGACGCUAAACGUCAGUUUCUAUAGACUUGAGCGCAAGCUCGAUAAAUCAGGAUACGACAUCUCUGCGAUAGACAAGGCGCAAUGUGAAUUGGUUAUCAAUACUGUAACUAUAGCAGUGAGAUUAUCAAUGUUUUCGAUUCUAUACACGAUUUCUAACCGAACCAGAAAACAGAAAGUACUGAUUAGAGGAGAAACCUCAAAAUGGAGCGUGGUAACCAGUGGUGUACCACAGGGAUCAGUAUUAGGUCCUCUGCUAUUCCUAAUCUACAUUAAUGAUUUAGAUUCUGGUAUAGUAAGCAAACUUGUUAAAUUUGCAGACGACACAAAAAUAGGAGGAGUGGCAAACACUGUUGCAGCAGCAAAGGUCAUUCAAAAUGAUCUAGACAGCAUUCAGAACUGGGCAGACACAUGGCAAAUGAAAUUUAAUAGAGGAAAGUGUAAAGUAUUGCACACAGGCAAUAAAAAUGUGCAUUAUAAAUAUCUUAUGGGAGAUACUGAAAUUGAAGGAAUCUAUGAAAAAGACCUAGGAGUUUAUGUUGACUCAGAAAUGUCUUCAUCUAGACAAUGUGGGGAAGCUAUAAAAUAAAAGGCCAACAAGGUGCUCGGAUUAUAAUGAAAAGUGUUGAAUUUAAAUCAAGGGAAGUAAUGUUAAAACUUUACAAUGCAUUAGUAUGGAAUAUUGUGUUCAGUUCUGGUCACCUCGUUACAAAAAGGAUAUUGCUGCUCUAGAAAGAGUGCAAAGAAGAGCAACCAGAAUUAUCCCGGGUUUAAAAGGCAUGUCAUAUGCAGACAGGCUCAAAGAAUUGAAUCUAUUCAGUCUUGAACAAAGAAGACUACGCGGUGAUCUGAUUCAAGCAUUCAAAAUCCUAAAAGGUACUGACAAUGUGACUUUUUCGACCUGAAAAAAAGAAACAAGGACCAGGGGUCACAAAUGGAGAUUAGGCACUUUUUUUACACAGAGAAUUGUGAGGGUCUGGAACCAACUCCCCAGUAAUGUUGUUGAAGCUGACACCCUGGGAUCCUUCAAGAAGCUGCUUGAUGAGAUUCUGGGAUCAAUCAGCUACUAACAACCAACCGAGCAAUAUGGGCUGAAUGGGGUCUCCUCUCGUUUGUAAACUUUCUCAUGUUCUUAUGUCCCGUCAGCCAUCAAAACGUGUCGAUGUUUCUAAUCUGCUCU